AUGAAUCUGGCUAUCAGCUCAGACGAUGCGAACGCGGCAGAUAAUGAAAUGGCUCCUAGGGGAAGAGGUCUGUACCUGGAGUCUUACGGGGUGUCUUUUCCAGUAGAAGAGAGCACGGAGAGGCCGACUUCCUACUACAAUGGCCAGCAGAUGACGGACGAGGCGGCCAUGCAGGAGGCGCCACCAUCGCCGUGCAACCCCUUCAUCCUGGUGUCUAACCUUCGCGCUCACCUUUUCGUGGCGCUGGAAAAAAACACCUGGCUGCAGAAGCGCAUCGAGGAGCUGGAGGAGGAGCGCAACUUUCUGCGCUGCCAGCUGGACCGACUCAUCGUUGGUUCGCGGGGGCACGACGGUAAGGAGGGCUCGUACCGCUCCGCCAGCCCCUCCGGUCCGUCCUCCCCCAUGACCACCCGUUCAGGGAUGACCCUGAAGCGCCUGCAGGGACCCGCGACUCGGGUCAAGCAGGAGUUUCACCUGGAGGAUGAAAAGUUCUACACGGACGAGGAGUUCCUAGAAGAGGAGGAGGAGGACGGCGAAGAGGAGGAGUCCCCGGCGGAGGCCAAGAAAAAAGGCAGAGGGAGAAACGGGGAGCCCAGGAUGAAGAUGAGGAGGAUCUACCGUAUCACUCACGGCAGGGAACGCCAGAGAGUCAAAGACCCGGAUGGCGUUCUGAUCCGUUACAAGAAGAUCCUCUCAACCUACCAGCGCGUGAGGAGCAUGUCUAGAGCCUUCCAGAUCCACGGAGUCGAUCGCAACACCAUGGCUUCCACCUCCCCCAUCGCCGAGCUCCUGCUGGUGGCGCCGGAGAAGAUGGACGAAGUGGGCGAAUUCGAGGCCCUCAAAGAGAAGCUCCUGGACUACGCCCGCCGCUGCUACAAAAUCAUGGACGAGCGGACUCACGAGGUUGUUCAGAACAUGAAGAAAAGUCACAAGCUGCUUCCAAUCUCCUACCGCUUCAGGAACUGA
This is a messenger RNA of Nerophis lumbriciformis (worm pipefish), 966 nucleotides long. The record is from RefSeq and is a predicted model, not a curated record. Lineage: Eukaryota; Metazoa; Chordata; Actinopteri; Syngnathiformes; Syngnathidae.